ACCGCUGAAUAGAAAGAAAAGAAAAUAAAUUUAACGCCCGCUCUUGCUUUGGCCACCAUGCCUUCCCUUCUCUUCCUCAGCUGCUGCUUCUGCAGCCUGGCAGCUUGGCUGCUCUUGGCCACCCCCGCCCCCGGCAGCGGCGCUCCGGGCGUAGAGAAGGAAGUGGCGGCGGCGGCGGCCGAGGAAGAGACCGCGCUGCGGGUGCUGGUGCUGCUGCCCAAGGACGACGCGUACCUGUUCUCGCUGGCGCGGGUCAGGCCGGCCAUCGAGUACGCGGUGCGGAGCCUGGAGGCGAACGGCUCGCUCCUGCCGGCGGGCUACAAGUUCCGCCUUUUCUACAGCGACUCGGACUGCGGCAACCGGGCGCUCUUCAGCCUGGUGGAUAUGAUCGCCUUGAAGCGGGAGUGGCCCGACCUGCUGUUGGGGCCGGUGUGCGACUACGCCGCCGCGCCGGUAGCCCGACUGGCUUCCCAUUGGAACCUGCCCAUGAUCUCGGCCGGCGCGCUGGCCGCGGGCUUCAGCCCCAAGACGGGCGAGUACUCGCACCUGACCCGGGUGUCUCCGGGCUACGCCAAGAUGGGCGAGAUGUUUCUGGCGCUCUUCCGCCACCGCAAGUGGAGCCGCGUCCUGCUGGUUUACCACGACGACAAGGAGCAGCGCAGCUGCUUCUUCGCCGCCGAGGGGGUCCACCUGGUCUUCCGCGAGGCCGGCUUGCACCUGGACGACUUCGCCUUCGAAGAGAGCGGCAAGUACGCGGACGACGUGGUGCGCGCCAUCCAGGGCGGCGAGAGAGUUGUGAUCAUGUGUGCCAGCAGUGACGCAAUACGGAACAUCAUGUUGGCUGCACAUCGGCAAGGAAUGACUAGCGGGGAUCAUGCUUUCUUCAAUAUUGAACUUUUCAACAGUUCGUCAUAUGGGAAUGGUUCAUGGAGGAGAGGAGACAAAUAUGACCUUGAAGCAAAGCAAGCAUACUCAUCCCUCCAGACAGUCACACUACUGAGGACAUUGAAACCCGAGUUUGAAAAGUUUUCUAUGGAAGUGAAAAGUUCUGUUCAGAAACAAGGAAUCCAUCAUGAUGAUUAUGUGAACAUGUUUGUUGAAGGUUUCCAUGAUGCUUUAGUUCUCUAUGUUCUCGCUUUACGGGAAGUUCUGAAGAAUGGCUUCACAAAGAAAGAUGGGGAUAAGAUUGUUCAUCAGACAUGGAACAGGACAUACGAAGGCAUUGCAGGGCCAGUAUCUAUUGAUGCCUCUGGAGAAAGGUUUGGGGAUUUUUCUGUGGUUGCCAUGACUGAUCCUGAAACUGGAACACAGCAGGUAAUUGGAAACUAUUAUGGAAAACAGGGACGACUUGAAAUAAUUCCAAGUGCAAAUUACCUCUGGGAGCAAAGACUGAAAACAGAUGAUAGCCGAGGAUUGGAGCACACGAGCAAUCCAGCCUGCAAAUCAUCAGGUGGCGUAGGGGAAUCAGCAGUUACUGGAAUAGUUGUAGGGGCCUUGCUAGGCGCAGGAUUGUUGAUGGCCUUCUACAUUUUCAGGAAAAAGUACAAAAUAACCAUUGAAAGAAGAAACCAGCUGGAAGAGUACAACAUCGGCAAGCACCGACAAUUACGAGAAGACUCCAUCAGGUCUCACUUUUCUGCUGCAUGAAAUAGAAAAGAAUUGCUCUUGUGGGGAUAUAUACCUGUAGACAAAUGGACGCUACCAAAGACUGCCACUGAAAAAAAGAAGUGCAUUUAAGGACUCCACCUUUUAAAAGUGGAGUCACCUUGUCUUAAUUUUUUUUUUCAGAAACUCAGGAAAUGAUUUACUAGCCACAUUAUGCCACAUGGCCUUUUUUAUCUCAUGGAAAGAUGAAUGAUUAAAAGAAAAGAUACCCGUUUUCUCACGACAAGACAUUGAUUAAUACUUUGUGGAUAUCUCAAGGCACAUUUGGGGUCUUGAUGAUGUAAACAUUCCUUCACGAUGCCUUGUGAAUGUCAGGUGGCUCUUCACAACAUCACAUACCAGAUGCUUAAGUGCUUUCAUAGACAAAGGGGCAGUUUUACAUAGGGAGCAAAAUAUGUUCUGAAUUGAAUGGUGGAGACAGGAUGGGGGGAAAAGAGUGUAGCUUGUUCAGUGCAAUAUAAUUUUGGAAAACAAACAAUCAUGCAUCUCAUCAUCAGUGGAAGAAAAUGAGGAUUUAACACUGAGCACCAGUUGACGUCUCACAUUAAUUUUGAAAUUAAUCCGUUAGUGAUUCCUAGGGAUUUUCUCUCGCUACUCUAUUCUUAAUAUAAGAAAGAGAGCUGUAUCCAUGGGAAGGGAAAAUUCUUUUUCAAAUAAAUUCCACUUUACCCUGAAUUUUUAUUUUGAGGAAGUUUCCCCACCCACAUUACUUCCACUUCCAGAGGAAAUGCUUCCUGACUUUAGAUCCAUAAUCUCCAGCUUGUUGCCCGCCGGAUGUCUCAAGCUGUAGCUCCCUAAAUUUUCAGUUUUGCUGUUAGGAAUCUGACCAAUUAUAAUCAUACUUUGAGAGCCAGCAUAGAACAUGGUGGUUUAGUCAUGGCCUAGGAUCUGGGAGAGUCCGGUUCAUGUCGAUCCCUGGACCUCUUCAAACGACUUUGCACAAUUUUGUUUCGGUCCAACCUGCCCCAUAAAGAUUUUGCCGUAUGGAUAAAAUUAGAGGAAUCAAUAUUAAAUAUUCACCAAGAUCUGACAAAUGAUAAAUUCAUAAUCGGUCUAUACAGUGUAGGUUAUUUUAGAAAUUUGGUAUAAGGUUCACACAAAAGGGUUUUGGAGAAAAGAGAUGCAGUUUUAUGCCAGCUUGUAUAUAUAAGUUAGCCUAAAGUGGUGGAAUCCUGAAGUUCGGGUUUUCUAAUUCAGAAUGCAAAUGUCCUGAAUAUUUUCCUAGGUAGGGAAAAAAGUUAAGGUAUUUUGAAAUAAUUCAGAGAAGAUUGUUCUAGCUCAGGGGUGUCAAACUGAAAGCCUGGGGGCCGGAUCCAGCCC
Molecule: messenger RNA, 2985 nt
Organism: Thamnophis elegans (Western terrestrial garter snake)
Lineage: Eukaryota; Metazoa; Chordata; Lepidosauria; Squamata; Natricidae
Gene: NPR3
Product: natriuretic peptide receptor 3
Exons: 8
Coding region: 58-1647 (529 amino acids)
Biological process (GO): vasodilation; regulation of blood pressure
Cellular component (GO): membrane
Molecular function (GO): peptide hormone binding; natriuretic peptide receptor activity
Source: RefSeq, a predicted model, not a curated record